This is a messenger RNA of Macrosteles quadrilineatus (aster leafhopper), 6593 nucleotides long. It is a transcript of the gene GluClalpha, whose product is annotated as glutamate-gated chloride channel. Gene Ontology annotation, cellular component: membrane; neuron projection; synapse. NCBI's taxonomy places the organism in Eukaryota, Metazoa, Arthropoda, Insecta, Hemiptera, Cicadellidae. Gene Ontology annotation, molecular function: extracellular ligand-gated monoatomic ion channel activity; neurotransmitter receptor activity; transmembrane signaling receptor activity. The transcript has 12 exons. Bases 178 to 1602 code for a protein of 474 amino acids. The record is from RefSeq and is a predicted model, not a curated record. Gene Ontology annotation, biological process: regulation of membrane potential; chemical synaptic transmission; chloride transmembrane transport.
CGGAGGUGGCAGGGAGUGAUCAAUACCCCAGCAUCCAGCAGCACUGAGCGAGCGGUCCAGCGCCCAGCGGCGGCCCAGGUACACCUCCAGGUAAGGGCCCAUGACCGGUGAGCGGAUAUCUACGGUCUACACCUCAGCACAAUCCGAGCAUCCGGGAACAUUCUGGCUAAGAUUGUGAUGUUUCCGGGAGUCAUGGCUGCCCCCAACGGCCUUCUCACCGUGCUCCUGUGUUUUGCUCAAAUUUGUUGGUGUUACAACAAUCAAAAGAUCAACUACAGGGAGAAGGAGAAGCAAGUGCUGGAUCAGAUCCUCGGCCCUACAAGCUACGAUGCGAGAAUACGGCCCUCAGGUGUCAACGGGACAGAUGGUCCGGCCAUCGUGCGGGUUAACCUCUUUGUAAGGAGCAUAGCUACUAUUAGCGACAUCAAGAUGGAAUACAGUGUCCAGCUGACCUUCAGAGAGCAGUGGCUGGAUGAAAGACUCAAGUUUGAUGAUUUUAAAGGCAAGAUCAAGUAUUUAACACUAACAGAGGCAAACAGAGUGUGGAUGCCAGAUCUGUUCUUCUCCAAUGAGAAGGAGGGACACUUCCACAACAUCAUCAUGCCAAAUGUGUACAUCAGAAUAUUUCCAUAUGGUUCCGUCCUCUACAGUAUAAGAAUUUCAUUGACCCUGUCGUGCCCAAUGAACCUGAAACUGUAUCCACUGGAUAGGCAGGUGUGCUCUCUGCGAAUGGCCAGUUAUGGUUGGACUACGGAUGACCUUGUUUUUCUAUGGAAAGAAGGGGAUCCUGUGCAGGUGGUGAAAAAUUUGCAUUUGCCAAGAUUCACUCUGGAGAAGUUUCUGACAGAUUACUGCAACAGCAAAACCAACACAGGUGAAUACAGUUGCCUAAAGGUGGACUUGUUAUUCAAGAGAGAGUUCAGCUACUACCUGAUACAGAUCUACAUCCCCUGCUGCAUGUUGGUGAUAGUAUCCUGGGUGUCGUUCUGGCUAGACCAGAGCGCUGUACCUGCGAGAGUGUCCCUAGGAGUCACCACACUGCUGACAAUGGCCACUCAGACGUCCGGCAUCAACGCCUCCUUGCCUCCCGUCUCCUACACCAAGGCCAUUGAUGUCUGGACCGGAGUUUGCUUGACAUUUGUGUUUGGAGCGCUGUUAGAGUUUGCCCUGGUGAACUACGCUUCCAGGUCUGACAUGCACCGGGACAACAUUACAAAGCAGCGUCGAGCGUGCGAGAUGGAACACGCCACCAACGCUCAGUUGGAUGCGGCGGCUGACCUCCUGGAGGACGGAGGAGCCACUUUUGCUAUGUGUUUCCCGUCCACUCAAUUUCGGCUCUGCUCUUUCGCCCCGAUGUCUGAAAUAGAGAAGCCCCUGGUACGGCAGCCUGGGGACUCUUUAACGUUAGAGAAGAUGCAUUGUCAGGUGCACAUGCAGCAGCCCAAGCGACCCAGCUUCUGCCGCUCGUGGCUCUCCAAGUUUCCGACACGUUCGAAACGCAUUGAUGUAAUCUCUCGCAUCACCUUUCCUUUGGUAUUCGCUCUGUUCAACAUCACCUAUUGGUCUACUUAUCUGUUCCGAGAAGACAAAGAUGGUGAUUAGAGUGGUUGACUCACACGGUGGCUCAAAGGACCGGCUUUUCUACUUUUUUUAUACGGUUCACACGAUACAGAUUGAUUCACUAACCGAUAUCGCUUCGACCUUUUAUCUUUAUGACCGCUAGAUCUUUAGUUCAGGAGAGAAUUUGGAGCCAUUUUGCCUUGAAUAUGGUCUGGUCCACAGAUUUUAAAAAUAAAAGUGUUGAUUUUUUAUAACUAUCGAAUUAAAUUGAUGUGUAACAAUGAUUGUGCAAUGCCUCAACAGUGCAAAAAUGUACAUUUGAAAUGAAAGAUUCUUUGAUUAAAGUAGAAUCGGAGCGUUACUGUAAAAUGUAUUGAAAUGAUAUUCGGAUAAUUAGUGGCUGUUAAUGUGACAAUGUGUGCGAGUAGAGUGUUGUGCAUUUAUGGUACUUGAGAUUAACUGUUCACAAUUAAAGGGCUCAAUAUUGUUCUGUAAAAAUUACAUAUCUACAAUAAAGAAAUGUUGUCUAUGGGUUAGCAGUUCCAUUAGCCUAUGUACUACUUUGUGUAAAUAAAAAUGUACAAAGCAUUAGAUGUAAGUAAUUUGUACUGUAAAAGGUAUUAUCAUUAAACCACAGCUAUUCUGAAUCAUUUUCUUGAGCUAUUUUCCCAUGGUAACAUUUCACAGGGUAUUGAAGUUACUAAGGACAUGAGGUAAAAACACCUCCAUGUUGACCAUUGUACUUGUACCUAAAUUAUGUAAGCUAUAAAACGAAUAGAGAAAAAUGCCAUCUUAUGAAGAACAUAAUCUACUUUACACUUCAUUGUGUCAAAGUAAAUAGCCAUGAGUAAACCCAUUUAAACCAUAUUUAAGUUUAAGAAAAGAUCUUAAUGCUUAUCCUCGAUUACCUAUCUGUUUUAAUUGUAUCAUCAGCUUUUAUAAAAAGUUGUGUGCAAAUUAUUUACUUGAAUAAAAGUCAACAUUUAUUUGAUUUGCAACUGAUACAGGCAUAGUGGGACUGCUUCCUUUAGCGACACAGUACAAACUACAUUUUAAGAAUAAUGAGAACACACAGAGUUUUAUUUUAUUAUUUAAGUAUCAAAAUGCUCAUUUCAUUCAAGCUUAAUUCUAGUGUUUAAUUUCUUUAAACUUGAAUUGCAACAUCUUAAUCAUUAAAAAAUGUCAGUAUUGUGUCUUAGUUUGAUUGGUUACUCUGUUCAGAUCUGAAAAUGUUACUACCAUGAUAAAAACGUUUCACAUUUUUUUGUAAUUGCAAGAAAUCAUCAAAUAAAUUUGAAAAAUAUAUAAUUUUGUUUAUUAUUAUCUGAAUAACAUUUGUAGUCCUAUCUUAGUGAAAUGAAUAAGGUACCAUAGUUUAUUUUAAUGCUAAAUUUAAAAAUAUUGUCAUGAUAAAUGUCAACUUGUUGAUUGGAGGCCCUUGUAGAACAUCUGAUUGUUAUACUCAUGGUCUGUGCUCAAGCUAGACUGGCUGAUAUUUCCAACUGUACAAUUUCCUUAUGUCCAUAAUUAUAACUACUGUAACUUAUUGAACAAAUGUGAUCAAAUGAAGGUGGUUGAGUUGUGUAUCUGAUAAUGUAAUAGAACGAUUCUUGUUACUGUUGUAUCUUUGUUUAUAUGAAUAUGUUUAUACAAAAAUAUGUACAAAUAUAUAAAUAUAAAUAACUGAGCUUAAAGUAGAAUGUUUAGGCUAGAGGUUAUGUUCUGUUAUUUCUAAGAAUUAUAUAUUUAUUGUUCAUGUUUUAAAAGUCUUACUAAGUUGUCUUUACAUGUUAACCUAAUAUUAAAAUUAAUAAAUAAAACGAUAAAUGGUUUCAGACAAAUCUGUAUUGUGCUUGUUUCUAAAUUGUUAUACCAUUGUACCAUUUAAAUACAUCAAAGAUUCUUUUUUUAAACACAUUAAAGUAGUGUGUUAUUCAUACUUACCAAGAUUGUUGAAAAUUACUCAAGUAUAUAUAUUUGCACCAGGGGAUGCAAUCAUAAAAACCAAUCAAUUAAAGUCAAGCAAAUUUAACUUUCAGUACAAUAUAUCGGUUUAAUAUAAUAAAUAAAAACUAUGCAGUAUUAAUUUGUCUCCUUAGUCAAGUAUUAUCAAUAUUACUUGCAUAAAUAUAAUAUAGUAAGUUUUAUAUCUCUAACUGUAAAACUGACAAGAUUAACUUUCUGAAAUACUGGUUAGAUGUAUAAUGAGUUUUACAAGUUCUGUUAUCCUCUCACAGAUAGAAAAUACACUCCUGGCUGCUAGGAACCAAUGUGAUGUCAUUGCAGCCAAAUAAGAAACUUGUUCUUGUUGCUUAUUUUAAUGAAAAUCUCUUUUGUAUUUGUAUUAAACUGUGUGGCAGGAUAAAAAAAAAUAAUUUUAUUGUAAUUUAAACAUCUACAGAAUAUCAGAAUCAAAAGAUUAACUCAUGGAAAAGUAAACAAACAAACUAUAAAUCAAUGUUGUCAUAUAGUUAUGGCUAUACCUGUUGGCGUUAAAGAAACAUAAUACAACUUGUCUUCUAUCACCUUUUGAAAUUGAGAAGUGAUACGGAUGAUUUAUAAAUAAAAGCCAAUUUUUUUCAAUAUUUGUAAGACAUUUUUGAAAGAAAAAGAUACAUGAUGAAGAGAUACACACGCUUUUUAGUGUCAAAGCACAUUAUAUAUUUUACAUUUAAGUUCACUGUAAAAAUCUUUCAUCAUCUUUUUUUUACUUACAUUCAGUAACAGGUAUCAUCAAAAUUAAUCCUGAAUUUUAGAAAAAAUAACCAGCACAUUAACCAGCAGCAUUAUAUUAUUUAAUAUAAUUUGUAUGUUGUUGGUGUUGUUGGUGUUGUUUGAUCAAAACCAAUUAUUAAAAAAUCUAUUCCCUGCAAAUCCCUCUUUUUGACUAAGAUCUGUUCAUUUAUUUCAUUUUUGUAUAUUUUUAAACUUUCUUUUUUAAAUGUUUCUUUUAAUAAUUAAAAAAAAAACAUUUAAAUACUGUAAAAUGUAUAAGUUUGCACAAUCAAGCAACAAAAUGUCGUUAUACUCGCUCAGUUGUCAAUGUGUUUAUCCGCAUCAAUCACUCAACAAUUUGCAGUAAUUGUCAACUUAGAGAUGUUAGCUUAGCAAUAAGUUAAGUUAAGAUAGAACUAUCAAUGGAAUACCAGGGUUUAUACACUCACCGUUGGACACUGAUUUGUAAAUACAUCUACAACUAUAGAUUUUCCAUCUCAAGUGACAGGCAUUUUUAUUAUUGACAAAAAUAGGGUCGUUGUUUUGUACUUUUAUUUUUAAAUGUUACACAAAUGUAUGUAAGAUACUUCCCCGCAUGAAAUGUCAAUAACUACUGAUUAGUAAGCCACUUAUAAAAUGUUGCAUUGUUAUAGAAGUUCCAUUUUAUACUGUCAAUAACAGGUAAAAGCACCGCCCUAGGUGUGUCAGAAUUCUGACAGUGAUGGCUCAAAAAUUACUUAUAGCUUACAGUUAAAUAAAAACCUUAAUGUGACUAAACUUGUUUGAGUGAAGAAGUCAGCACAUGUUGUUGCGAAACAAUAUUAAAUAUUUUGCAAAUGGGCUACCUACUCGUUUGUCUGUAGUUUUUUUAGGACUAAAAAUGGUUUUGUAUAACAAAUUACCAAAAAUCUUCUUUAUAAGCUUACUUUAUGCAAAAGUAAAGUGUUUACAGAUAAAUUUUAAAAUGUAAUGUUCCUUAAAAUCUAGAAACACUAAGUCACUAAGGAAAUAUAUGGCCGAGUUAGGGUAAUCAUCAGUGUAUUUAUUAUUAAAUUACUAAUGUCAACAUUCGUGGCCAUUCUGGCUACAAAAUAAUUAUAUAAACCAAAUGUACCAGAAAUGUUAAAUAAGUUUUGUACAUUAUAAGCUUUGUGUAAAUUUUCAAUUUAAGGAAAGUAAAAUAAGCAAUAUGUGUUAUUAGCUUAUCAUAUGAAACCAUAAUUUGAACUUAAUUAUACAAAUUUUAAUAACAUUUUCAAUGGGUGUUGGCUUAUUAGAAUGAAAUUUUUCAAUUGACUUGCUGAAAAUAUAAACAUUAAAACAUGUUUAUAUUCACAAAAUAUUUUCAAUAACUAUUCAAGUCUUUGGACGCUGUAUCAAAUAAAGUUAUUGCCUUUGAUCUUAUUUUGGAUCAAAUUGUUAGGUUUGUUUAGCUUUAGGACACAAAAUCUAUUUAACCAAUCAGAAGGUUUGGUUUAAUUAGUUACACAAGUAAGUGUCGGGAUUGAACCUUUAACAAAUAACCAACAUUAAAAUUUGAUAAAAAUUAAAAUAUAAACAAUAUUAUAUUUAAUAUUUAUGACCAUUUCAUGGAAAAGAAUUCUAGAAAUAAAAUUAACAAUAAUGAAAUAAGUACCAUACUGUGAUUACUGAUAAUUGCUAUUAUUUACAAAGGAAGAGUUUAUUUCAAAAGGUGGUUUUUUUAAUCAAUUUAAGAACUGAUCUUAUUCUUCCUUGUAUUAAACGUGUUCUUACAAACAAUAAAUUUGUCUCAAACCAAGGUAAGAAAGAGAUAUAUCUAAAUUAUUUGAAAUUAUGACUAAAUAUACACAAUAAUUAUUUAGUUGAAUGUGUUAUUACAUCCUAUCUAAAAUUAUUUAUCUUAAGUCUUCUUUUCUAAGUUAGGUCACAAAUGUUGUACAAUAAAUGCACAAAAUAACACAAGCUGAUGCACCAAAUCAUAGUUAUUUACACAGCUUUGGGGAAAACUACCUAUUUCUUCUAGUUAUUCUUUUGAAUUGCAGUAUAUUUCACAGAUCACUGAGUAUGUUAUUAUUUAAAUUACUUAGCUGUUAUGUUUUAUUUUAAAUUUGACCAUGUUGUUAAAAACGUUGUACAUAAAAUAUAUAUAAUAUGUAGAAAGUGCGUUAGCUUAUCAGGUUUGUAUCAUAUUGCAAACAAAUAGUCUUGGUUUUAAAAUAUGUAUCCAAAUUUUUAAGAAAAGUAAUACUACAGUAUCGACACUCACCGACCUCUCUUUCCAACUGAUUGCGAUACUACAGUAUGAUGUGUAAAAUAAACAUUACAUCUUGGUGCUA